Mizuhopecten yessoensis (Yesso scallop) is the source of this 3108-nucleotide messenger RNA. Its product is annotated as tripartite motif-containing protein 2-like. The coding region runs from base 189 to 2168 and encodes 659 amino acids. Lineage: Eukaryota; Metazoa; Mollusca; Bivalvia; Pectinida; Pectinidae. Gene Ontology annotation, molecular function: ubiquitin-protein transferase activity. Gene Ontology annotation, cellular component: chromatin; nucleoplasm. Gene Ontology annotation, biological process: positive regulation of DNA-templated transcription. The transcript is spliced from 2 exons. The record is from RefSeq and is a predicted model, not a curated record.
CAUCGGGUACCUUAUUAUCGCUUCAGUAAACACAUUAACACAUGUGUAUAUAUACUGUCAUGAACUAUAUUCGAUUAUAUACAUGUUCUAAGGUAAAUUAAGUGGGUUUAAAACUGCAUAUGUCAUGGAUUAAUACCGCAGACAUUUUACUUGAAUAAGAUUUGUGCUGACGCUUUCUGAUCCUCAAAAUGGCUGAAGGCGGUCUCCCUGCGGAACUUGACUUACAGCUACUGGAAUGUCCAAUCUGCCUUGAGCGACUUCAACAACCCAAGUCCUUACCCUGCCUCCACUCCUUCUGUCAGGAUUGCCUAGGAACUUGUAUCACCAAGGAGAUGUCCGGGCAGAUGGCGUCGGCAACAUCAUUUUCUUGUCCAGUUUGUAGAAGGAUGACCCAUCCGGUUAAUCAGACAGAAACCAAGGAUAAAUGGGCAAAACAUUUUCCGACUAAUACUGUGAUAAACGAACUUCUCCAGCUAAAGGAACGUUCGUCUGAACCAUUGUACUGCAAACCCUGCCAGACAAAAGGUAACCUGAACAACCCAGCCAGUUUUUGGUGCAAGACGAUGAACGAGAACUUUUGUGACACGUGUAAGGUUCACCUUCACGAUAUCAUACAUAAUGAUUGUGAUAUACUUAAUGUCACCGGAAACCACAGCAAACGACAAAAAAAAGAAACGUCUGCCCCUCGGUGUUAUCAACACGGCGAACAAAUGGUUCGGUAUUGUGAGGAUCACCAAAUUCUGUGCUGCAACGAAUGCGUGAUCGAAGACCAUAGGAGUUGUGUAAAAGUACCAAAGGUGACGGCAUAUUGUCAGAAGGUAAAAGCAGGAUCGCAGCUAGAAGACAUGCAGGCGGCAUUGAAGAAAGGAACAGAGAGUAUGAGCUCAUUAGUGAAGGACUUUGAUGAACAGCUCCAAAUCAUGAUACAGAACCAGGAAAUCGCACUUCAGAGCAUCUCAGACCUGCGUGAAAAGGUCGAUAAACAACUUGACAAACUCCAGAAGGACAUCACCGACGAGUUGAUUACAUUGUUCAAAAAAGAGAAAAGAGACAUGGAGGCAUCAUCACGGCAGUGCGAACGUCUGAUGAAUGGAAUGAAAAAUACCCUGAAAUCGUCCAUUAAAUCCGUAGAGGAAAACGACAACAUUGAGAUGAUAGUGUUGUAUCAGAGAGGACAGGCAGAAGUGGAGUCGUGUAGGACCCUGGUCCCUGAGUUGAGUAAAUCAUUCACAUCCGUCAGCAUCGAACAUCAAAUUGUUCCCAGACAUGAUAUCAUUAGGGGUAAAGCGAUGGGAAAGAUCGUCGUCGGAAAACAACCACGAUGCAUCCCUGAGAGCCAUAGCGAUUUAGUAAAAUCCAUGUCAGAACGACGAGUGAAAGAAAUCGGAAAAUUUAGCACCAAGUCCCUGUCAGAUAAACAGAAUAGCUAUGCCCGUGGUGUUGUGUAUGUGCCGAGUGCACAGAUAAUAGUAAGUGAUUUCUACAACAAAAAGUUGAAGUUAUUUACAGACAAAGGACAGUACCUGGACGAGUUGAAUGUUCGGGGAAAUCCCUGGGAUAUGUGUCUGGUAAACAACAACACGGUAGCGGUUGCUCUCAGCAGUCCUGGAUGUGUUAACCUCAUAGAAGUCAAGGCCUCAAAACUCUCCCUGACUUCUACCAUCAAGGUGUUAAAUGAUAAAAACUGUUAUGGUAUAGCACAUAAAGACGGGAAGUUGGUCGUUGGUACGGGUGGAGGAGAAGUAUACAGUUUGAGACAGGACGGAGCAGCCGGGUUGGUAUACAAAUAUAGCAACACAUGCCGGUCCCUCACUCAUGAUAUCAAAAGAAGAGACACACUUGUCAGUGUCAAUAACAUCACACAGGGAAACGUCGCGGUAUCUAGACUGUCGUUUGACACACGUCGUACGGAUGUGUUACAUGUUGGAGUCGUGAAAGGAGCUAUGGGGAUAGACGUGGACAUGGAGGGUAACAUCUACGUGUGUGGGUUUGAUUCCCACAACGUCGUUCAGAUCUCUAUGGACGGGACACACGUCAGGGAACUGCUGACGUCAUCAGAUGGAAUGGUCAAGCCAUGUGCAAUAGCUGUUCGUGGUAACACAUUUGUGGUCACUAAUAACAGUACUACAAACGAGAGCAACUAUAUCCGUGUCUUUCAACUGUGCUAAAUGAAAUACAAAGAAAAGUAGAUGUGUGCUGGACACUUGAAAUGUAUGCUUAUAUCUUGACGAUAGAAUAAACACCGUGCAUAUAUCUAUACAAACUUUACUUUAAACAUAUAAGUGCUGGUAUAAACGCUGGAGGAAUCAGUUUCUCUACCUAUCAGCAAUGUUUUAGUGUGAGUGUAGUAAAUCUAUAGCUUUACAACGAAACACAUUAAAUAACCAAAUGUUUAAAUUACAUUCGUUUUCUUGUAUCCAUAUCAUAAAUAUGAGAUAGGUGUGAUGUGCUGGUUGUCACGAACUAUACAGGUAGAGACGAAGACAAGUAAAUCCGUAUGUAUAACUCGUGUAAAUGGUAUACAGUGAACACUUGGUUUGUUAGUCAAUUUUCACACUUUUUGUUUAUCCUUAUGAUCGAAAAAAAAAAAAAAAAAAAUGCUCUAAGAUGCAUACACUGAAAAUAAUCUAACCAAUGUAGUAUGUCUUCACAGAUACGCUAGGAAUCAUCAGUUUCAACUAAAAUAAAAGAACAUAUACACACUGUCGCUAUUAUUCUAGAGUGUCAUCUUUUUAUCAUAUUCAAUAAUUAUGUAACAAUAUUCAUCUGAUCUAUAAACUAUACAAACACCUAAACAAAUGGGAAUUAACGUAUUUUUUGCAAUUACUAACUGUCAAUUAUCUAGUGAUGUAAUCGAUAUAUGUCAAUUGUCAAUAAGUAGUGGAUAGGAAUGAACCCUGAACAUUAAAUGUUAGUCUCUGACGACAUGUCUUUAGACUAUCAGUUUUACAUGUCUAAUAUCAAUGUGAAUUAUGUACCACAGGCACCAGGAACAAACAGUCAGCAAUUACGGCCAGACGGCUCAUUUUUAUUUGACUUUUUACAAUCCCAUAUUGAUUCAUGUUAUCUUUAUUUCGUGAAGAAUAGCAGAUAUACACAAUCACAGAA